Lentinula edodes (shiitake mushroom) is the source of this 363-nucleotide messenger RNA. RefSeq lists its product as uncharacterized. NCBI's taxonomy places the organism in Eukaryota, Fungi, Basidiomycota, Agaricomycetes, Agaricales, Omphalotaceae. The transcript has a single exon. The annotation marks the transcript as partial. The record is from RefSeq and is a predicted model, not a curated record. Gene Ontology annotation, molecular function: DNA helicase activity. Gene Ontology annotation, biological process: telomere maintenance; DNA repair.
CUAAAAGUUGACCAGCGACGGGCAUACGAAAUUGUUGUCUGGCAUUUGGACCAAACCCUAGCUGGAAAACAACCCCCUCCGCUUCGUAUGAUACUGUACGGCAAAGGUGGAACCGGCAAAUCACGUGUUAUCCAAACAAUUACAGAGGCAUUUGGGCGACAUAACAUGAGAGGGCUUUUGUUGAAGGGCGCAUAUACAGGUGUUGCAGCAUCUUUGAUCGACGGAAAGACUUUACACAUCAUUGGGCACAUUUCUGUCAACAAACGAUCAGAAGUGGGAAUGAGCACAGACACAAAACAAAAAUUGCAAGAGUUCUGGAAAACAUUUACAUACCUGUUUAUCGACGAGUACUCAAUGAUUUCG